AUGGGGAUUGUUUCUUCGGCUGUGUCGCCGAACGCAAAAUUGACCCUAGCCAUAGUCAGCGAGGUACAGAAGCAAGAUGUUUAUUUUGCAAUCAGUAGGUUAUAUUUCUUAAUCACUGUGGAAACACUGAUGGAUGGACCAAUGCAUUUUUAUCAACUUGUGUACAUCAGCAUUCUGACUACAGCUUGUUGCAGCUUGCCCGAAAGAUUUCUGGGAGGGCCACCUCACAACCUACGAAUGGCAUCUUCCAAUUUUGAGCACAUUUUGUCCUGGCAGGCAGAAAGCGAUCCAACUGUGCCAACAUACUAUCGUGUGCUGUACACUGACCGCAGGAACUGGAAGACUGCUAAACAAUGUUCAGAUAUUACACAACUCUCCUGUAAUCUGACAGAUGAUUUUAAAGAGCUUUCCACUCAGUAUUCUGCAUUGGUUCAGAGCAUCAUAGGAACCGAAGUAUUCAAUUCUUCUGUACUUAAUUUUGUGCCAUAUACUGACACAUCCCUGGGACCACCAGAAGUUAAUAUCAGUUCCUGUCUAAACUGCAUAAAUGUCACCAUAAAGCUGCCAACCUCUCACUUCAGAAAAAAUGAAAAACUGCGGUCUUUAAUUGAUAUAUAUCAAGAACUUGAUUAUGAUAUAACACUGAAAACACUUGAUAGAGAGCAUAAGAGACCACGUGAGAAAACCACUGAAGAAAUUUUUAAUACUGUCAUUGAAGAAUUGUAUCCAAAUAGAAAUUACUGUGUGUCUGUUACAGUCACUGCAUCUCUAAACAAACAUUCCAUCCCAUCAGCCUGGAAAUGUAUAACUGCAGACUCUGUAGCUCAACAAGAUUAUCAUAUAGGUGCAAUCGCAGGUGCUGUAUGUUUCUCACUGCUGUUAGCUGGUGCCCUGAAGUGUAUGCAUACAGGAGGUUAUAUUCUUCAAAAAAAAUCACUUCCACAUACCUUGGUAUUCAUCAGGACGUUAGUAUAUUCACCUUGGACAUUUGAAUCUGAAGAAAUAGCCUCUGUAGAGAUCAUUUACAAAGAGAUCAAAAAAAAGGCAAAUGAAUCCAGUGGUGGUGUCAGUGAUAAAGAUGACAGUGAUGACAGUGACGACAGUGACAGCGAUGACAUAAGUAAUCAUGACUAUACAAAGCGUGAUAUGAUAGGUAGAGUACCUCAUUCCUCUGACAGGCCAAAUGCAUUCGUGCAGUACUCUGCCAAUAGAGCGUGUGAUGACAGCAGCAGCCAGGAAAGUGAAAAUCCAGAUGCUGAGCCAGAAGAUUUUGAAGAGCAUGAGACGGACGUUGAAGAAGACAAAGACGCAAGUAGUGAGUUACUUAGUCCUUUCCCUGAGGUAAACUGUAACUAUUCUUCGAGGCAAAGGAACAGUGCUUGCUUUACCAUUAACUUGAAAACUGUGCUGUUGGGAGCCUGUGAAGAGAACGUGGAUAGUUCUGCAGCUCUCCUUUCUUCCCAGGAAGAUGCAGUUGACUGGCAGUGUACUCGUGCUUUUGAAUCAAAACUCCUGGAUGACACAGAAAGUGCGCAGCAACCACACUGUCAUAACGGCUCUCGUGAAUGGCAAAAUUCCUCUCAUUCAUCUGAUGAAAGUGACUCAUCAGAUUCAGAUAUGGACCAAAAAACUGAAUACAUAAGAAGAUGA
Nipponia nippon (crested ibis) is the source of this 1650-nucleotide messenger RNA. Lineage: Eukaryota; Metazoa; Chordata; Aves; Pelecaniformes; Threskiornithidae. The record is from RefSeq and is a predicted model, not a curated record.